Protobothrops mucrosquamatus (brown spotted pit viper) is the source of this 1117-nucleotide messenger RNA. RefSeq names its product msh homeobox 2 (gene MSX2). The transcript is spliced from 2 exons. The record is from RefSeq and is a predicted model, not a curated record. Gene Ontology annotation, cellular component: nucleus. Gene Ontology annotation, molecular function: DNA-binding transcription factor activity, RNA polymerase II-specific; RNA polymerase II transcription regulatory region sequence-specific DNA binding. Gene Ontology annotation, biological process: embryonic morphogenesis; regulation of transcription by RNA polymerase II. Lineage: Eukaryota; Metazoa; Chordata; Lepidosauria; Squamata; Viperidae. Bases 1 to 765 code for a protein of 254 amino acids.
AUGUCUUCUCCUCCUUCCAAAGCCAAGGAGGUUUUCUCCUCGGACGAAGAGGGCCCCGCCGCUGGGGCCGAGGAUCGCCACAAAGUCAAGGUCUCCAGUUUGCCGUUCAGCGUGGAGGCGCUGAUGUCCGACAAGAAGCCGCUCCGAGAAGCCAGCGGAAGCCUGGAAGGGGCUGGCUUGGGUACUUCUAGGAACCUGCUCUUGCCCGCUCACGUCUCCAGGGAAGCGCCCAGCCCCGGCGGCCUUACAAAAACCUUCGAGACCUCGUCGGUGAAGUCCGAAAACUCCGAGGAUGGCUCGUCCUGGAUCCCAGAGGCCGGCAGAUACUCCCCUCCCCCAAGACACCUGAGUCCCACAGCCUGUACGUUGAGAAAACACAAGACCAAUCGGAAGCCUAGAACACCUUUUACAACUUCCCAGCUGCUGGCUUUAGAGCGCAAAUUCCGUCAGAAGCAGUAUCUAUCCAUUGCUGAAAGAGCUGAAUUCUCAAGUUCCCUCAACCUUACAGAGACCCAAGUCAAAAUAUGGUUCCAGAACCGGAGGGCCAAGGCAAAAAGACUGCAGGAAGCAGAGCUGGAGAAGUUAAAAAUGGCAGCGAAGCCCAUGUUGCCAUCCGGUUUUAGCCUGCCUUUCCCUAUCAACUCGCCUCUCCAGGCAGCCUCUCUCUAUGGAACAUCAUAUCCCUUUCACAGACCUGUGCUUCCCAUCCCACCUGUAGGACUCUAUGCUACUCCUGUGGGCUACAGCAUGUAUCACUUAUCAUAAGAAGACCAGAAAGGGAUGAUGGAGUGUACUCAGUUAAAAAGUGCUGUACAGAACCAUGACUGGUCAUUUUCCACCUACUUGUAAUGUGCCUUAUCAAAUAUAUACCUAGGAGUUUGAACCCAGAACCCCGUAUUCCGCAACUUGGGAACCAACCAAAUGUGAGCUCACCAGCUAGAAUCUGAUCGUGAAUGCAAGUUUUUUUUUAAUAUGCAGACUUUAAGGAUUAUAGUUUAUUUAUAUACUGCAUAGGGAAGGGGGAUUACAGUGAUAACUAUUCCCAUGAAAAUGUAUGAUUUAAUUACCAGCCUCCUGGGAGUUCCCAGUAAACCUGUGGAAUAUCAUUCUCACACAC